Caenorhabditis remanei is the source of this 504-nucleotide messenger RNA. RefSeq lists its product as uncharacterized. The coding region runs from base 1 to 504 and encodes 167 amino acids. The record is from RefSeq and is a predicted model, not a curated record. The transcript is spliced from 3 exons. Lineage: Eukaryota; Metazoa; Nematoda; Chromadorea; Rhabditida; Rhabditidae.
AUGAAGCCUGCCGGAUACUCUGCUUGUCUUCUUCUCAUUCUCGCCACGUGUAUUGCUUCUGUCUGUUCUGAGGAUACGAAGUAUGACUUGUCGGACAAACAUCAGUUCACAUUCUACUUCCGUGAUAGAUGGGAGACCAUGUUCAAUACUCCACAACCAGUUGCCAACCCAGCCAAAGCCGACAUCGUGACUUUGAUUGGAGAUCAACUGUAUUUCCAACCGUGCUACACCGUUGCUCGUCAAUCUGGAAAACGUUAUUUCACUGAUCGUUUGUGGGGAAUGAUGAAUGCUCUCAAGAACUGUCAUGUCACUGCCUCAACCGUCCUUCCAGUCGAUCCGACAAUCAACAAGGAUCAAGCAGUUCUUGAAUUGGAAUUCAUUCAGAAUGCUACUUAUAAAAGCUAUACGAAACGUCUUCAUGAGAUUUCAAUGGAGGUCAAGGCACGCAAAACUGGAGGAAAUGAUCCGUAUCGUAUCUAUAGAAUCACUGAAGUGUGCUCCUAG